AUGUCAUCAACUUCUACACAACAAGUUCGUCCAGUAAUUGAAUGUUUUUGUCAGAUUUUAUCUUUAUAUGGAUUUUCACCGAUUACACCAGAAAUAUUCCGUCUUGCGAAAUUUAAUCGUAAUGAAGCAACCAUUCCAUUAUGGCGUUUAAUAUUUGAAAUACUUCAUUUUGAUCCAACAAGUUGUAAUCAACAACAAACUAUGAAUAAAUUUGAUCAAAUACCAAAAGAUGAACUAGUCAAUAUGAUUAAAAGUAAUCUAUUUACAUGUGGUUAUACUUAUGAACAUUUUUUAUCACUUGAUAAUAAAAUGGAAAAAGGUAGUCAACAAUUACUUAUUUGUCUUGGUUGGCUUAUUUAUCAAAUGAAAUUAAUUGAAAAAUGUAUGAAAGAAUGUUUAAAUUCAAAUUCAAUACUUGAUUAUGAUGAUACUAGUUCACUUUAUAAAACAGUUAAUAUUGAACAUGUAAAAUAUCCUCCACAAGAAAAAGAUCUUGUAGGACAAGUAAAACAAGCUAUGCGUCUUAAUUCUAAAUUACGUUUUCGUUUACGUCGUCUUCAUGGACUUGUUAUUGAAAAUGCUAAUUUACAACAUCAAAUACAUGGUUGUCAUAAUAUGUCAUCACUUGAAGCUUAUCUUUGUCAACAUCCUCAUCUUUUAUCGCAUUAUAUGAUUGAACUUGAAAAUGAACAUCGUAAAUUAAAUUUAUGUCUUUUUUGGAAUCAACAUGAAGAUGUUUUUUGGAAAUGGAUGGAAAGUGUACUUGAUCAAACAAUAACAAUAGAACAAGAUGAAAAUGAAGAACAAUAUGAACCAUUACGUCAAAUUGAUUGUCAACGUUUAGAAGCUGAAAAACAAAAAUUUAAUGCUGCUAUUGAUACUCUUGAUAGUGCACUUGUACGACUUGAACAAUUAUGGAUAUCAAAUGUGAGAAAUUCAUAG
This is a messenger RNA of Rotaria sp. Silwood2, 942 nucleotides long. The record is from the annotation of a GenBank genome assembly. Lineage: Eukaryota; Metazoa; Rotifera; Eurotatoria; Philodinida; Philodinidae.